Molecule: messenger RNA, 1656 nt
Organism: Nymphaea colorata (pocket water lily)
Lineage: Eukaryota; Viridiplantae; Streptophyta; Magnoliopsida; Nymphaeales; Nymphaeaceae
Biological process (GO): tRNA wobble base 5-methoxycarbonylmethyl-2-thiouridinylation
Cellular component (GO): cytoplasm; elongator holoenzyme complex; nucleus
Molecular function (GO): acyltransferase activity, transferring groups other than amino-acyl groups; iron-sulfur cluster binding
Source: RefSeq, a predicted model, not a curated record
AUGAUUGAGAAUCCUGCAUCGAGUAAGCCCAACAAGAAGGCCAAGAGCAAGGUCGAUGAGAACGUGCUCUUUCUCAAAAACAUAACAGAAAUCAUCACGAAGCUGAUCGAAAGCUACGAGAAGAGAUAAAAGAUCGUCCUCAAUACGCUCAUCCAUGAUGUAACUAAGAAGAAUCGAGUCCCCAAGGCACCAAAUGUGGAAAUCAUCAGCGCACUCCCUGAUAACUAUAAGAACAAACUGACCCCCCUCCUUAAGGCAAAGCCAGUCAGGACUGCUAGUGGUAUUGCUGUUGUCGCUGUUAUGUGCAAACCUCAUAGGUCGCAUAUUGCAACCACAGGAAACAUCUGCAUCUAUUGCCCUGGAGGACCAGACUCCGAUUUCGAAUACUCGACUCAAUCUUAUACAGGAUAUGAGCCAACAUCAAUGAGAGCUAUCAGGGCGCGUUAUAAUCCUUACAUUCAAACCAGAGAUAGGGUGGCACUGAAGAAGAUUGGUCACGAUGUCGAUAAGGUGGAGUUCAUUAUCAUGGGUGGAACCUUCAUGUCUUUAGAUGAAGACUAUCGGGAUUAUUUCAUUCGAAAUCUCCAUGAUGCCUUAAGUGGACAUGUCUCAACAACUCAUCAGGAAGCAGUCCAGUUCUCAGAGCAAAGCAAGGCCAAGUGCAUCGGAAUUACUAUUGAAACUAGACCUGAUUUUUGUGGAAAAAGGCAUCUUUCAGAUUUGCUCUCAUAUGGAUGCACAAGACUUGAAAUCGGAGUACAGAGCAUCUACGAAGAUAUUGCCAGAGAUACUAAUAGAGGACACACAAUCGAGGCCGUUAAGAAGACAUUCGCAUUGGCCAAAGACUGCGCAUAUAAGGUAGUCACCCAUAUGAUGCCUGACUUGCCCAACAUGGGAGUGGAGAGAGAUUUGGAAAGCUUUAGAUAGUUCUUCGAAAAUCCUGCCUUUCGACCCGAUGGAGUCAAGAUAUACCCAACCCUGGUGAUCAGAGGAACUGGACUUUACGAGCUUUGGAAAAACGGAAAGUAUAAAAACUAUCAUCCAAACGAUCUUGUGGAGAUUGUUGCUAAGCUCUUGGCUUUGGUCCCACCAUGGGUAAGAGUCUACCGUGUCCAAAGAGACAUUCCUAUGCCUUUGGUGACAUCUGGAGUCGAGAAGGGAAAUUUGAGAGAAUUGGCUCUCGCUAAAAUGCGUGAAAUGAAUGUGCCUUGCCGCGAUGUUCGAACCAGAGAAGUGGGUAUCAAGGAGGUGCAUUUCAAGAUAAAGCCAGAGAACAUUGAGCUGAUUAGAAGAGACUAUGUCGCCAAUUAAGGCUGGGAAACAUUCAUCUCCUAUGAAGAUCCAAAGCAAGACAUUCUCGUCGGUCUGCUCAGAUUGAGGAAGUGUGGACCAAACACCUUUAGACCGGAGCUUGGGCCAGAAUGUUCCUUGGUUAGAGAACUUCAUGUUUACGGAUCUGUUGUGCCGAUCCACACAAGGGAUCCUAACAAAUUCCAGCAUCAAGGUUACGGUACAAUGUUGAUGGAAGAAGCUGAGAGGAUUGCCAAGCAGGAGCAUGGUUCAAACAAGGUCGCAGUCAUUUCUGGAGUCGGAACUAGGCACUACUACCGCAAGCUUGGGUAUAACCCCAACCCCAACCCCAACCCCAACCCCUGA